CGAUUCAGUCUUGUUCGAAUUUCGUGCAAUCCGUGCAGCAAAAAAAAAGGAAGAACAAAAACCAGAAUGCUGAUCGUACGCUAUCUAAUUGCUUUAGUGUUUUCCGUAUUUAUGAUGGCCACAUCAUUGCGAAUCGAAGAGCGUUGGCGACGUGGCCCUGGCUAUAAGAUAUCCACACCGGAUCGAUUGGUCAUACAAAUGGGCCAAAAUGGAGAUGGCUCAUCUGUGACUCAUCUGCAACGCAGACGUCUGAAUAUCUGAUCUCUUGGAUGAAAUUGAAUCGCCAUAUCGAAAUGUAGAAAUCUUACUAAUUGAGUGAUACAAUAUGCAGACAUAUAAAACAGUCACAGAAACUUAUAUUCAAAGAAUCCUUUUACUGCUCCUAUUCAAAAUAGCAAAAAAAAAUAAAAAUUUAACAUUAAUUUCUAAGAAAUGGAUUAGUUUUAAGCCAAAUAUUUUACUAAUUUGCC
Drosophila willistoni is the source of this 470-nucleotide messenger RNA. RefSeq lists its product as uncharacterized. The record is from RefSeq and is a predicted model, not a curated record. The coding region runs from base 67 to 261 and encodes 64 amino acids. The transcript has a single exon. NCBI's taxonomy places the organism in Eukaryota, Metazoa, Arthropoda, Insecta, Diptera, Drosophilidae.